ACUCAAUACAUGCUGACCUGUGUGGGCUUCUGUGUGGGUCUGGGGAACGUCUGGAGAUUCCCGUACCUGUGUCAGAGUCACGGAGGAGGAGCUUUUAUGAUUCCGUUCCUGAUUCUUCUGGUGCUGGAGGGAAUUCCUCUUCUUCAUCUGGAGUUUGCCAUCGGUCAGAGACUCAGGAAGGGCAGCGUUGGAGUCUGGACCGCCAUUAACCCUUAUUUAGCCGGAGUGGGCAUCUCGGCUAUGUUGGUGUCGUUUCUGGUGGGGGUGUACUAUAACACCAUCAUGGCCUGGGUCAUGUGGUACUUCUUCAACUCUCUUCAGCACCCGCUGCCCUGGAGUCAGUGUCCUGUCAAUGCCAACGGAACCGGUCUGGAAUCAGAAUGUUCCGGCAGCUCAGCGGUGGAUUAUUUCUGGUACAGACAGACUCUGAACAGCUCGGCGUCGAUCGAGGACUCGGGUGGUCUGCAGUGGUGGCUGGUGUUGUGUUCGCUGUGUGCUUGGACCGUGCUGUACGUCUGCUGUAUCAGAGGCAUCGAGACAACAGGAAAGGCCGUGUACAUCACUUCCACGUUACCGUACGCCGUCCUCACCGUCUUCCUGAUCAGAGCGUUGACUCUUAAAGGAUCUCAGAACGGAAUCCUCUUCCUCUUCACUCCAGUGAAUUUUCCCGCUCUGGUCACACUGAAUUACCCCAAAUGGAUUUACAUCAUCAUCUUUCUUUUGUCUGGAGUGCCAGCGUUGUUUAUUCCCGGUGUGGCGCUGUACAAACUCAUCCAGAAACACUGCUGCAAGAAAGAGAAACACACAGCAGAAGCCAUCAGCUCCAUGUCUGCUCGAAUCCACAUGAGUGAUGAAGCAGACAAGAGCGAUACGAGCAUUACUACAGUUCAUUCAGACAAUCACAGCUAA
This is a messenger RNA of Triplophysa rosa, 909 nucleotides long. RefSeq names its product sodium-dependent neutral amino acid transporter B(0)AT1-like. NCBI's taxonomy places the organism in Eukaryota, Metazoa, Chordata, Actinopteri, Cypriniformes, Nemacheilidae. The transcript is spliced from 6 exons. The annotation marks the transcript as partial. Gene Ontology annotation, biological process: sodium ion transmembrane transport. The record is from RefSeq and is a predicted model, not a curated record. Gene Ontology annotation, cellular component: membrane.